This is a messenger RNA of Arctia plantaginis, 219 nucleotides long. Lineage: Eukaryota; Metazoa; Arthropoda; Insecta; Lepidoptera; Erebidae. The record is from the annotation of a GenBank genome assembly.
AUGGUCUUGUUGCUGGAGCCUCAGGUGUACCCUAGAAUAGAAAUCCCUCUAAAACCAAGAAGAUUUGGCCACCUGCUUAGCAAGGCGACUCCACUACGAUGUCUGAAGGGCGAGGAGGAUGAUGUGUUGAGAGCCCAUCUUAAUGAGAGGGUCGUAACACUGCGUCGUCUUGGGUCUUCUGCUAGGGUAACCUUCAGGCAAGAGCUCUGCGAGGUCUGA